GAAGCGUUUGAAGCGGAGUCACUGCUGCUCCUGCUCCUCCUGCUCCUUCUCCUGCUUCAGCCUGACAAAACGGAGGAUUUCUCUCACUCGUUCGGCCGCUCGCCGGUGCGCGGACUAAAACAAUGCUCUGUAGGACCGAACCGGGGCAAAGAUGCAAUGGAGGUCAAUAGUGGUGGGUCUCGUGGUGCUGCGGCUCUCCCUCGGCUGGGUGCUGUGGCUCGCGUUCGGACUGGGACCCAGCGUCAUCUGGGGGUUCAACUUCCAGCUCGGCUUCAACCUGCACAAGCUGGAUGCGCUGUUCGGGGAGGAGAAGGGCAGCGACCCGGGCUCUUGGUCCCAGCGGGUCCACGGCCCCAGGUAUGAGGAUUCGGCGACCACCUGUGCGAAGCCCGAGGAGGACUCGCCCAGGAGACCCUACCUGAGCUUCUUCGACGGCAACAAGGACGAGUACGUGCGGCGAUACAGCUCGUUCCCCGACCCCCUGAAAGCCAAGAUGAAGGACAUGGCCAGAGACAUGUUCUACUUCGGAUACGACAACUACAUGAAAUACGCUUUCCCCGAGGACGAGCUGAAUCCCAUUGCCUGCAAAGGAAGGGGACCAGACGUGCUGAACCCGUCGAACAUCAACAUAAACGAUGUCUUGGGGAACUACUCCCUGACAUUAAUUGACACCUUAGACACUCUGUUGGUGCUUGGCAACGUGACAGAGUUCCAGAAAGCCGUCAAGCUGGUUAUUGAAACUGUAUCUUUUGAUAAGGACUCGACGGUGCAAGUUUUCGAGGCGAACAUAAGGAUCUUGGGAAGCCUCAUCUCCUCUCACAUCCUGCUGACUGACCCAAAACAUCCGUUUGGCAAAGUGGGCUUGGAAGGUUACGAUAAUGAGCUGCUUCACAUGGCGCAUGACUUGGCCGUCCGCUUACUGCCGGCCUUCGAGAACACCAGCACAGGCAUUCCUUACCCCAGGGUGAACCUGAAGACUGGGGUCCCCCCUGACAGCAUCAAUGAGACUUGCACUGCAGGAGCUGGGUCCCUGCUGGUGGAGUUUGGGAUUCUGAGCCGCUUGAUCGGCGAUUCCACAUUUGAGUGGGUAGCCAGGCGAGCAGUUAGAGCUCUGUGGAAACUGAGGAGCAAUGAAACCGGUCUCUUAGGUAAUGUAGUUAAUAUCCAAACGGGCCAGUGGGUCGGGAAGCAGAGUGGCCUCGGAGCUGGUAUGGACUCCUUCUAUGAGUACCUGCUGAAAUCAUACCUCCUUUUUGGGGAGAAAGAGGACUACAGGAUGUUCCAGGCUUCUUAUGAGAGCAUACAGAACCACAUGAGGAGAGGGAGAGAGUCGUGUAAUGAAGGCGAGGGUGACCCGCCUCUCUACGUUAAUGUGAACAUGUUCAGUGGGGAAAUUAUGAACACCUGGAUCGACUCUCUUCAGGCCUUCUUUCCUGGGCUACAGGUGCUGAAUGGUGAUGUGGAUAACGCCAUUUGCCUACAUGCCUUCUACUAUGCCAUCUGGAAGCGCUUCGGGGCGUUGCCGGAGAGAUACAACUGGCAGCUGCAGGCUCCUGACGUGCUCUUCUACCCCUUGAGACCAGAGCUGGUGGAGUCGACCUAUCUGUUGUACCAGGCGACCAAAAAUCCUUUCUACUUGCAUGUCGGAAUGGAUAUUCUCCAGAGCCUUGAGAAAAAUGCCAAAGUCAGAUGUGGGUACGCCACUCUCCACCACGUCGUUGACAAAUCCAAAGAGGAUCGUAUGGAGAGCUUCUUCCUCAGUGAGACCUGCAAAUACCUGUACCUGCUUUUUGAUGAGGACAACCCACUUCAUCACUCCGAUAACAAGUACAUCUUCACCACAGAGGGCCACGUCGUGCCUAUAGACAAGCGCUUCAGGGAGAAGCAGUGGAAUGAUUUGUAUCCGUGCGAGGAGGGGGCCCUGGCAGAAACAGAGCCCAACUCCCGGCCACCUUCCAGCAACAUCAGCAAUUGUAGCAGGAUCCCAGAGGAGCGACGGUACACUCUGCCACUGAAGAGCGUCUACAUGAGGCAGAUCGACCACAUGGUGGGACUUUUAUAAAAGGCACAAGUGGGUACAGUGGCAUGAAGCGGCCUUCGGUACGCCUCCUGAGGUGCAGAGGCUAUGAGGUUAGAAAAGAUCGAGUGGUGGUCAAGCGCCUCGGCCCAUCUGUUCUGCUGCUCAGGAUCCAGACAAGGAACUGACUCUAAGGGAAACCAGUUUAAUUAUUUGCCGUAUUAUUAAAAGUUUGUGUCGGGUGCUUUGUCUUCUGGGUGUGAAAGCAUGUACUCAACAAAGACAGAGAAAGAGGAGUCAUGUUUUCACUGUGGUUUGGCGAUGAUGAAUGGAGAUUGUGGUUUUCUGUUGCGUGUCUGUGGAGUGUGUGUACUGUGUGUGUACUGUGUGUGUACUGUGUGUGUGAGUGAGAGAGAGGGAAAUGACAGCUAAGCUGUGAAUAAUAAUCAUCUGUUUAUGGGAACCGUGCCAUCUAGCCAAACAUAUGUAAAAUGUAUAGCCUAAAAAAAUCACCUCUAAAGCUUUUUUUCUAAACAUUAUGAUUAGUGCCUCUUUGCAGUUGACUCACUUGAGUAGAUCUGUGCUUUUACAUAAGGGCUGCACACUAACAUAUAAUGACAGGUGAUAACUCAUGCACACACUGUAAAACGCUGCCUAUUGGGAGGCUGUAGUAAACUUUAGAUUGUGCCUGUAGGAAACUUUUUUGGUCUUUUGUAGGCUUGAGGUCAAUUUUCCAAAAUGUAGAAACGGCUCUAGUCUCUCUGAUUUACUACAGAACUAGAGUGUUCUUCUUCUAGAUUAACUCUUUUUUAACAAUUUUAAAGCAACACCAUGUAACGUUUACUGAGCAGCAGCGCCCUCUGUAGACACACCUGAUUAUUUUGUAGGGCUUUGUGUACAAAGGAUUUAGUGGACUUGAUGUAGAGAAACAAAGCUCAUCCAUCUGUUGACCACAGCUGAACGGAACCCUGGCUUCAUGAAGCAGGGAAGCUGCUUCAGGUUUUUAGUUUUUAAGGACGUCUUUUUAACUGAUCAACACUUCGGCAAUUUAAACUGAACAUCAUGGGUCGUCUUUCAGAGCGAGCUAGCUCACCAAAGUUUCACAGAGCAAGAACAGAUAUUCGGGAUGAGCAGUGGGAAUGGAAGCUGCCACCGCUCUCUUCAGUUCAAACAACACAAACUAAUUUUGAAGCUGCUAUUUAGGUUUAAAAAGUUGCAUUUUGUUGCUUUAAAAGGAGCCUCUGUCCUACUUUUGCUAUGCAAAUGUUCACGGAAAAUGUAACAAAGACUAACAGACUUGAACUGCUUCCUGCCUGCCACACUAAUGAAGACUGGAGUGUUUCAUCUCUCAGGCUUUUAGUUACUCGAUGUCUUACAAAGGGCAAACAGAUGUGCCAUGACGUUAUGUUUGUGUAUUUGUUACAAGACCUUCAGGAUGACUUUCUGUUUUAAAGUGCCUUCUCUGUCUUUUUGGAUGCUGCUGUACAGUGCAUAUUAGUUGUGGUUAACAUUGUCCCAUUUUUUUUUUUUUUUUAAUUAAGGCCACUGAUGAUAUUGCACAACAGGUGUCAUUCCUUGUGUGACAUUGUUAAUGACACGAAGCUCCCUCUUACACAUGAUGAGAAAAGCCAUAAACACAUUUUUAUUUUAAUAUUAGUAUGUGAAAACAUGUUUUCAAUCAUUCUUCUUCUUCUGUCCGACAUCUUUAGUAGACACUCUCCUGCAUUGUGUCUGAUUAUUAUAAUUUUUUUUUUUUUUUUUUUAAGAGAAGAUGGACAUUUGUUGUUCCUCUCACAUUAUUGCACAUCAUAUCUAUUAAUUUUCAUGUGGUGAGAACUCAGGGUUUAAUGGAAAAGCGUUAAGCAUUUAUUAUAAUGCUUUUAUUAAAAGAAACAAACACUUUCUUGAAAUGUUGUAGCCUAAAAUGUCUUAGGAUAGCCUUAGGUAUUUAUAAUGCAACUUGUUACAACAUGUGAAUCCGAGGUUGAAGAAUAAUCGCACUGAACCGAAGUACAGUCCUACUGUGAAUAUUCAUUCAUGUCUUAAACACAGAAAGGCAAACGCCAUCUCCUUCACAUUGAUCUUUGAUUUAAUGUGUCUUGUGACUGAUGCAUCUUUUACCAAACAUCCUGAGAAUCUGAAGCUCCGCAGAGCCUCGGGCUGUGGCGCUCGCUGACAUCGUUUCACCAGCAUCUUCUUUCUCUUUGGGAGACAGCUGUUCAGUUCUCAAGUGGUUUAGGAACUACUUCAGGUGACAGCAGUGACAUGUCUGAGUUUGCAAAGUGGUGGACAUGACAAAACCUACUUUGUCUCAGAUCAUCCACAUAUUGGGGAAAUGCACUUGUUUACUUUCUUGCUGAGAGAUGGAUUAGAAGAUGAAUAAUACUGGACUCCAGUCUGGGGCCUGUUUCAUUAAAACAAUUUGUGGGAGCUGCUCAGAAAAUGGCAGACGAUAGCCCUCGGGGGGUUUCGGUUGUGGGAUGAUUUGCUUCGAUUAGUCAAACUCGUCAAACCUGAUUCUCUGAUAUGCGCUUCAAAACGUGGCUUGGCCGGGCAUUCAUAUGUUGAAUUAGCAUGUUCCUGUGUCUGUGUGGUCAAAUUGGCCUUAGGUGUAAAUGUUAAGCCAAGCGAACUGUAUCUUCCUAUUUACACUUUAAUCUUCUCAUCCAUCUAUUCGCAAGAAAGCAAAAAAAGUCUAUUUAAAAAAUAAAGGUCCAACUCUUCAUUUGAAACAGUAUGAAAUAAAAGAGAUCAAUAAAUGACAGAUUAUGACCAAGA
Platichthys flesus (European flounder) is the source of this 4795-nucleotide messenger RNA. RefSeq names its product ER degradation enhancer, mannosidase alpha-like 1 (gene edem1). Gene Ontology annotation, cellular component: membrane; endoplasmic reticulum. The record is from RefSeq and is a predicted model, not a curated record. The transcript is spliced from 12 exons. Gene Ontology annotation, molecular function: mannosyl-oligosaccharide 1,2-alpha-mannosidase activity; calcium ion binding. The coding region runs from base 152 to 2062 and encodes 636 amino acids. NCBI's taxonomy places the organism in Eukaryota, Metazoa, Chordata, Actinopteri, Pleuronectiformes, Pleuronectidae. Gene Ontology annotation, biological process: mannose trimming involved in glycoprotein ERAD pathway; carbohydrate metabolic process; endoplasmic reticulum mannose trimming.